Messenger RNA from Ctenopharyngodon idella (grass carp), 4141 nucleotides. RefSeq names its product major histocompatibility complex class I-related gene protein-like. Gene Ontology annotation, biological process: immune response. Lineage: Eukaryota; Metazoa; Chordata; Actinopteri; Cypriniformes; Xenocyprididae. The record is from RefSeq and is a predicted model, not a curated record. The coding region runs from base 107 to 1243 and encodes 378 amino acids. Gene Ontology annotation, cellular component: external side of plasma membrane. The transcript is spliced from 8 exons.
AAAGUGGGUGGCGAUAUGCACACAGGUUGUAACACGCCAAAAAAGUAAAAAAGAAGAAGAGACGCAGUCACACUUGUUGGUACCUGUGCAGGCACAUUUCUGCAAGAUGAAGACUAAAAGCAUGCAGUGCAAAUGGACAGAAUUGUAUGUCCUCGUAUUUGUACUUUCACUUUCACCUCUAUCUGCGUCAGAUGCCUCUGCUUGUCCGCAACAUACCGAAGCGUCUUGUUCUCACUCUUUGUGGUUUCUUUCAACUUACCUUCAGGGAAAAACACAAUUUCCUGAAUUUAGUUGCACAACAUCUUUGGAUGACAUCACAGUUGCAUACUAUAAUUCAACAACAUAUUUUGCAAGAGGGAAUACGACAAAUGAAGAGGAUGUGUUGAAUUCAGAUCACAUAAAGGGUAUAAGUGGCUACAUGUAUAACUCCUUUUUGAGAAGAUCAAAACUGUUAGGGAAAGGCAGACAAAAUGACAAUCUUGAAGUUUAUCAGACACUGGUUUCCUGUGAGCUGCUGGACCUUAACAAGCCUGGACAGAUGAUUAUCAGAGAUGCUGCUAGAGGCUCCACCACAGAUGAGCUGCAUUACUUUAACAACACGUUUACUUAUAAAGUGAUUUUAAAUAUUACACAAGAUGAGCUCAAACCCAAACUGGAAGAAUUUAAGAAGGAAGUUGAAAAUACCUUUUACCCAGUUUGUAUAACAACUCUCAAGAAUUACCUCAAAAAGAGAGAAGAUCAAAUUAAUAGAAAAAUAAAACCCCAAGUCAGACUCAUUCAGAAAGCAAACUCAGAUUCUGGAGGGUUUCGUGUGAGUUGUUUGGCAACAGGAUUUUACCCUCGUCACAUCAACCUGACCCUGUUCAGAGAUGGACAGCCUGUAUCUGAUCAGGAGAUCACUGGAGGAGAUCUGCUGCCCAAUGGUGACGGGACGUACCAGAUGAGGAAGAGUCUGGAGAUCAGUGCAGACAAACACAAUUACACCUGCUCUGCCACACACAUCAGUCUGGACAACAAACUAGACCCCACUUUGGAAUUUGAUCGUGGUGUACCAUUUAAAUCAGUGAUUCUCCCAGUGCUGAUAGUUUUGGCUCUGAUGUUGAUGAUUGGGACUGGAGCCGUCAUAUAUAAAUGCUGGAGGAGACGAGCAGGUAGGACAAGAACUGAAAUGAAUGGUGAAUCAUCCGUGCCUUCAUCAAACUGUGUUUAUUCUGCUGCUCCUAAAUCUGAAGAAAACAUGUAAACAACUUGAAUGAAAGUAAUGUGUUCAGACUGUCAUUAAUGUUAGGCUGUACGGCAGUCGAGACGUGUUGAAGACGACGCACGCAAAAAGACAAAAGAUUCGUCUGGAGUUAUAUAUCAUCAAUACAUGACGCGUUCAGUGAUGUGAGCUGCAUUUACAUGCCGGAUAGAAAUGGUGGCUAGCAAGAAAAGCAUUUAUUGUUUUCUUUUCUUGAAGAGAAAAUGGAAAAACCAAGAUAUGUGUAUGCAGCAAGUGGUGGUUUGUUGUUGUGUCAUUAAUUGCUUCAUCAGGUGCACUCCUAUUGGUCAAAAAUUCUAACACUGACAGAAUUUCAUUGGAGGUAAAAUUUGAUCACAAUGGUCAUUAAUUGUGGUGGAUCCAAAAUGGUCAAUAUUCAUAUUCAUGCAUUUUAUUCAUAUUUCAUGUUAAUCAUUUAUGGCUUAUGAUUUAUCAAUAUUACUUUUGAUUUCAUAUAUUCAUGUACUCCUACUCCAUAUAUUAAUCCUCAUCAUAUUUUCAAGUAUUUACUCUUUAUUGUACUCCUUUAUGGUUAUUAUUCUUUUAUAUUUUAGAGUAUGUAUGUAUAUUCAAUUGUUCUUCAAGGUGUUCCAUGGUGACAGGUCACGUUGAUACGUUUGUGCUUAGAUACUGGACGCCAGCCAAGUACUGCAGAAGCGAUGUUUUCGGAAUUAGUUGCUCAUUUGAACUCGAUGUACCUUUUGUAUCAAAAUAUGUCCAUUUCUAUUUCUGCUCACAUGUGAUAAUGUAAGAUCUGCAAAAUUCCCUUAAGGGGGUCAAAACAUCCCCUAUAUCUAUUUUCAUCUAUUUUUUUGACACUUGACCAGUCUAUGACAUAAUGGAUAAAUUCAUUUGACAUUUUCUGAUUAGAACAAAACAUAAGUUUGAGUGGGAUGUAAGUUUUCCUAUGCUUAUGGUAUAAAAUGGACAUUGAUAGUUUAGCUUUUCCUUUGCUUUUUUUCCUUUGCUUCUCUUUGCUCUUCUGCUUCUUCUCUUCUAUCUCUCAUUUCAUUCUGCAAAUGUCUUAAUUUUGUUCUUUCUUUCUGUAUAUUCUGAUCUUCAUCUAUUAGAUACAAUACUCUGGAUUUUACAAUACUCUAGAUUUUGUUAUUAACUAUUAAUUAAUUAAUUUGUGUGUCUCUAUAAUUUCUAAUUAAUAAAUUUGUUAUUCCUUAUUCAAAUUGAAUCUCUGACAUAAUCAUUGCUGGACGGCCUGGAUCUCAUUUUCUCAAGUUUUUGCAUCAAUUGGCUGUUGGUGAACAUGUGGCGAUCAGAGUCUUCAGAUUUAGGCCCAGGACCAAAGGAAUCUUUUUUGUGUCCCGGUGUAUCCCCCUGUUUUUGAUUCAGUCUUUGUCUGAUCUUGUGUAUGUAACUGUGUAUCAUAGUUUUAUUUCACAUUACCCUGCAAAGUGUUAUUUUGUGCUUGAUUUAAUUGGAAAGAACUGCUUGCAAUUAGAUCCAGCUCUUUUAUUUUCAUCCUUGCUGCAACGACUGCUUUUUUUUUCUUCAAUAAUCACUAAAACAUUUUAUGAGUUGAAAAACAAAUAACUGUAUUUGUAAUAUCUGUAACAUCUUUUCAUUCAUAUAAAGCAUGGCACCUAUUUUUCUCUUCUGUUUCUUCUCUGUUUUUAUUCAUGAUGUUUUACACUUAUUAAUCUCAGUUAAAGUUAUAAUUACUCACACUCAUGUUACAAACCUGAAUCUUUUUUUUUAAAGACAUUUCUUCUAUUUUUUUUCUUUUUCUAAAUCAUUAGGAUGCUGAAAAAUUAUUUAAAGUUUAUUGAAGUUCUGUGAUCUUUUACUAUAUAUUAAUAGAUUAAUGGACAUUUUGGACAGGAUGAUUUUUAUAUACAAAUAUUGAACAGGAUGAUUGUAAACAUUUUUAUACAUAACAUAUUUAAAUGUUUCCCAGAAUACAAAAUACGUAUAUUUUUUUUCCCCUGACAACCAGAUAUACUCAAUGUUCGUCUUCAUUCCCUACUAAACAGAACUUACACUGACACCUGGUGGUGUGGAUGCAGCAUCACCAAACAUUUUCAGCUAUCAACUAACAUCAUCCCGCUUCAUGUAAAAUAAAUCAUCUUUUAUUAGGUUACUGAUAUGAAGGGAGUCUUCACUUCACUGUGAGUGAACAUGGUUUAAACAUUUUUCAGAAGUAUUAUUCAUUGUGUAAAACCAAACAUUUCAUUGUUUAUGAAUAUUUUGACUCAGCAGUCAGUAGCAUUAAUUGAUUUUUUUUAAAAUCUCUAUUAUUUACUUAAUCACUGAGUAUCUUUCUAAAGCAACUUAAAUAGAGCAACAAAAUGAUCAAGUAGUCUUUGAUAUUUGUUUCUCUUUUUCUCUAUGUGGAUUUUUGAAAACAUUUCCUGUUUCAGACUAUACAUAAGUUUAGUAUAGCAAGAAACAUCCCAAGUCAGAUGUUUCUUCCUCCACAACUAUGCCGCUGCUCUGCUGUAACAUAAUAAAUGAGAUUUUACAGGAAAUAAAACUUGCAAGUUGCUUGACUUGUUACAAACCUCCUUCCUGGCCUCAUUCACUGACUGUGGCUGUAGAGAAAUACAACUUUUCACCAGCUUGAGAAUGGCAUGACAUUUUUUUUUUGUUUUUCUGUGUGUGCUGUCAUUCCCCACAGCUGUUUUUACAGGUAGGAUUUGCCUUUAAUCAGGUACUACAAGUUUACCUGUGUGUACAAGUGUACCCAAGUGUAAACAGUUACAGUCAGCAUGUUAAUAUCCCACAAAAAAAAAAAAAAAAAAUUACUGCUUCAGUUUUGUUGUGGGAUCUCAACAUGCUGACUAACUGAAAAUGACUUUAUUACUGUUUCUCACAGGUUGUCACUGCUUGCAGUUCCUUGUAACUUGUAUUAAAAGUGAGGCACCA